AUGAUCCUCUUGCCCACGGUGCUCUUUCUAUAUGGCUGGACCCUUCAGUACAAGGUACACUGGAUGGCUCCAACGGUUGCCACUGCGCUGGCAGGCUUCUCCUUAUCAACUGCCACCAUCCCCGUGAUGAACUACUUGGUGGAUAUCUUCGGAGAUUUUUCAGCCUCGGCAAUUGCUGCUGUGCUCCCGCUGCGCUACAUCCUUGGCACCUUUCUUCCUGUCGCGGCUCCCUACAUGUAUGGUCGUCUUGGCUAUGGCUGGGCGAACUCGCUGCUGGCUUUCAUUCUGAUUGUCUGUUUACCGGCUCCUCUGCUUUUGAUUCUCUCACCAAGAAGCAACGCUGUCCUCGCCAGGCCUGCACGGCUUGUAGGGAGUCAGACCUCGUAA
Molecule: messenger RNA, 387 nt
Organism: Penicillium cinerascens
Lineage: Eukaryota; Fungi; Ascomycota; Eurotiomycetes; Eurotiales; Aspergillaceae
Exons: 1
Coding region: 1-387 (128 amino acids)
Biological process (GO): transmembrane transport
Molecular function (GO): transmembrane transporter activity
Source: RefSeq, a predicted model, not a curated record